GGUUUGGUGGGCGGGGUGUCCCUCUGCCUGGAACUCGGUUUUCGUGUUGGGAGCCAUGGCCACUCGUCGAGCUCUGCACUUCGUUUUCAAAGUGAAGAACCGCUUCCAGACAGUGCAUUUCUUUCGAGAUGUCCUGGGGAUGCAGGUGCAGACCGGGACCGAGCGGGGCUAGCGCGAGACCCCGAUGGGCGGCCGGGCCGCACCAGGGGAGGGAAGACGCCGUGGGCGCGCGGCCACCCCAGCCGCCAGGCCCUAGACUCCGCGUUGCCACGCCGGUGUUUUCAGCUUUUGCGAGCCCCCCUCUUUCGGGUUGGGAAGCCUUUGAAAGGGGACUCACCUACCAGCUGUGUUGUCUACGCACGUUCACCUACAGCCCUUCUCAAAUAUUUUUUACACUCCUGGCUUGGGGAGCCUGCUGUCUAUAGUGAAGGAGCGUUGAUAGGCAAAACGUUAUUUUAAAAAGCCCCUUCCAGUUCACGACAGAGCGGUCUCCUGGUUUGAAAGGUUUGGGUGUGAUCAGCAAAUUUCGGCUUCCAUCAGAGCUGCGGAUUUGAAAUUUAGGCUCUGGGAGGGGGACCCAUGGCUUUGCGCAUGCUAAACAAGCACUCCGCCAUCGGAUUCCGCGAACAAGCCCUGUCCGAGCAAGUUUGAACGGUCUCUUUCGUAGGUGCUCAUGAUCUGUGGCUCUGUUCUAAACAGCCCAGAUGUUCUCCGCCAUGAGGAAUUUGAAGAAGGCUGCAAAGCUGCAUGCAAUGGGCCUUAUGAUGGGAAGUGGAGUAAAACAAUGGUGGGAUUUGGGCCCGAGGAUGAUCAUUUUGUUGCAGAAUUGACAUACAAUUAUGGCAUCGGAGACUACAAGCUUGGCAAUGACUUCAUGGGAAUCACGCUUGCUUCUAGCCAAGCUGUCAGCAAUGCCAGGAAGCUGGAGUGGCCACUGAGUAAAGUUGCAGAAGGGAUUUUUGAAACUGAAGCCCCAGGAGGAUAUAAGUUCUACUUACAGGAUAGAAGCCCAUCUCAGUCAGAUCCUGUAUUAAAGGUGACUCUAGCAGUGUCUGAUCUCCAGAAGUCCUUGAACUACUGGUCUAAUCUCCUGGGAAUGAAAAUUUAUGAGCAAGAUGAGGAAAAGCAACGAGCUUUGCUGGGCUACGCUGAUAACCAGUGUAAGCUAGAGCUACAGGGCAUCCAGGGUGCAGUUGAUCAUGCAGCGGCCUUUGGAAGAAUUGCCUUUUCUUGUCCUCAGAAAGAGUUGCCAGACUUAGAAGACUUGAUGAAAAGGGAGAGCCACUCGAUCCUGACUCCGUUGGUGAGUCUGGACACCCCAGGGAAAGCCACAGUGCAAGUGGUCAUCCUGGCUGACCCUGAUGGACAUGAAAUUUGCUUUGUUGGGGAUGAAGCUUUUCGAGAACUCUCUAAGAUGGAUCCAAAAGGAAGCAAAUUAUUGGAUGAUGCAAUGGAAGCAGACAAAAGUGACGAGUGGUUUGCUACGAGGAAUAAACCAAAGGCUUCGGGUUAGUGGAAGACACAUGAAGAGCACUUACAUCUCCAGUCCAGUCUGUUAUCAGUCUGGCACUUAUGUUUUGAGAAAUGCUCCCACCACUUGGCUGUGUCCUGCAUAGGAGGUCUGUGCAGUAGUUUCACUCUUCAAAGCUCUGUUUUUAGAAAUGAAAUAUUUUUAUCACUCUUGGUAGAGGCAAAUUCCUACUGUGUGUAAUUGUAUUAAAUUUGGUAACAAAUUUAUUGUCCAGACUGAGACAACUAUAUGGAAUAUUACUCUUGGUUGGGGCUGGAGGAAAAUCUGAUUACCUGUUAAUCAUGUAGAUACUAUUGAAACAAAUGUCAGAAUGAAGCCAAACCAGCUAGGCAUGGGGGUGCACGCCUUUAAUCCCAGCACUUGGGAUACAGAGACAGGAGAGUGUCUGAGUUAGAGGCCAGCCAGGACUAUAGAGACCCUGUCUCAAAACAAACAAACAAACAAAAAAAAAACAAAAGCUAAAUCUACUGCUUAGAGUACUCAUUUCCAGGACCCGAUGGUAAGAUUCUGUUCUGUUAUCUUACCACAGAAGGUCUUGACGUUUAGAAACUUUUCCCAUUGGCUUUCUGAGACAGUCUCACCUGAUAGCUCUGGGUAACCUAUUAAUUCACCAUGUAACUCAAGGCAGCUUUUAACUUCGUAACUGGAACUCGGUAGGCUAGAUUGGUCUCAAACUCAAGAGACCAACCCACCCCUGCCUCUUGCUGAGAUCAAAUGCACAGGAUACUGUACCCAGUGGUUUUGAAUGUUUGUCCUGCUUCAGCCUCCAGUGUUAGGACUAUAGAUGUGGGCCACUAUUCCAUGUGGUGGAUUGAACAUGGUUGGCCCAUGGAAAGUGGCACUAUUGGAGGUGUGGCCUUAUUGGAGGAGGUGUAGCAUUGUUAGAGGAACUGUGUCACUGUGGAGAUCUCUUAUAUGUGCUCAAGUCUGGACAAUGUAGCAGUCUCCUCCUGGCUGGUUUUCGAUUAAGAUGUCAAACUUUUGGCUCCUUCAGUACCAAGUCCACUUGCAUAAUGCCAUGUUUCCAACCAUAAUGAUAAUGGACUGACCUUCUGAAACUGUAAGCUAGGCCCAAUUAAAUGCCAUUUUAAGAGUUGCUGUGGGGCUGGCGAGAUGGCUCAGCAGGUAAGAGCACCCGACUGCUCUUCCAAAGGUCCUUAGUUCAAAUCCCAGCAACCACGUGGUGGCUCACAACCAUCCGUAACAAGAUCUGACUCCCUCUUCUGGUGUGUCUGAAGACAGCUACGGUGUACUUACAUGUAAUAAAUAAAUAAAUCUGAAAAGAACCUUAAAAAAAAAAAAAAAAAGAGUUGCUGUGAUCAUGGUGUCUCUUCACAGCAGUAGAACUCCUAAAUCAGACACCAGGCUUGAUGUUUCAAAGAAUUUUUUGGCUAUGUAUGGACAGAAUCCAACUCCUAGCUGGCACAUCAUCACCCCUCACCUAAACUCUGUAAAAACCCCUUGCUUUAGCCUGCAUGUGUGACUUCACUGAUCCUGUGAGGUCAGUGAACCCACCCAAGAGCUGCCUCCUAAUAAACCUGCCUUUAUCAACC
Molecule: messenger RNA, 3084 nt
Organism: Mus musculus (house mouse)
Lineage: Eukaryota; Metazoa; Chordata; Mammalia; Rodentia; Muridae
Gene: Glod4
Product: glyoxalase domain containing 4
Exons: 9
Coding region: 674-1513 (279 amino acids)
Cellular component (GO): mitochondrion
Source: RefSeq, marked validated